Thermothelomyces thermophilus ATCC 42464 is the source of this 945-nucleotide messenger RNA. RefSeq lists its product as uncharacterized. The transcript has 2 exons. The coding region runs from base 210 to 863 and encodes 217 amino acids. The record is from RefSeq and is a predicted model, not a curated record. NCBI's taxonomy places the organism in Eukaryota, Fungi, Ascomycota, Sordariomycetes, Sordariales, Chaetomiaceae.
CAAAAAAAAAAAAUUGCAAGGCCUUCGCAACACUCGCUAUCAUGGCUGACAACGCUCGACGCUCCAGAACACAAGGAGACUCACGGUCCGACAAUCGCCGUAUCGAACGGUCUCGGCGUUCCGCAUCGCGCGUCGUCGUGGAGUCGUCAUCACACCCAGCGAGGCGGAGAGAGGACACACCGCAACCGACCAUCACAAUCCCAUCACACAUGUCGAUGGGUUUGUUCUUGCACCUCACUCAAGAAUACCAAUACCAAUACCAACACCAGCCCGAUCUUGUCGAAGACGCCGCCGGUUCCCGGAGUGGACAGGCAGAAGAAGCAGACUGGCACCCCUUGCGGUCGGGUCCGCGGCAGGACGCUCAUCAUCAGCCCGCACUCUCGCACGGCAUGUCGUCCCGCGUGGCGGCAGCUGCCGACGACGACGACGACGAUUCGGCCGCGUCUAUGUAUGUCCGUGACGGCUCGGCGUCUCCCCCCUGCCACUCCUACUCCCUAGCAGCGCUCCAUCACGAAAGAGCGGACGAUGCCGGAGCGAGAAGGAUGACGGACGGAGGAGAAACAAGCUGGGUGCCUGCAGCGUACCCCGAUGCCGUCCAGGUCUGGGGGGAGUAUGAUAGAAACGUCGUGUCUGCCGAGGUAAACUGGAGAGAAGAGGACUGUUAUUCGCGACUUAUUGGUCGCCAGCCAGACGAAGGGGAACCCGAAUUUGCCGGCUCUCCGUAUUACGAGUACGUGAGCCAAACCCCGUACGCGGCCAGUAUCUCCGAUGUCGACAUUUGCAGCCUGGAUGGUUCGAGAGACCUGGGCGCCAGCGACAGAGAAGACAAGGACUGGGUCGUGGUUAACGCAGCUCCUCAAUAAGACAAAACAUGGAACGGCGGCAAGACGGAAGUCAUAAAGAGACUCGGGCUGAGGUGGGCUUCUUUCCUUUUUCUCCUUUUCU